AUGAGUUCUGGAGAAAAAUGUAAAGUUUCAUCAUCUACAGACAGCGUUUUUGAUCAAAAUUAUACUGUAUAUAAAUCUCAAUUUGUUGGAAUUGAUAAUAAACCUUAUGCUGCAAAAUGUCUUUUGUGUGAUGUAAAAUUUACUCUUCCUGAGAAUGAGAAAGAUCUUUUAACUCAUCUAUUUAAGGAGCAUCGGCUUAUAAUAGGAGAUACUUGGAAAAUUGCUAGUUUAAAAAGUUAUAUACAUUAUUGGGGUGUUAAGUUCAGAGAAGAGCCUUUAACUAAGUUUUGUACAACAAUGUUAAUGGAUUGUACUCCUGAUGGGAAACCAAGCAAAAACGAAACAUAUUUUUUACUUUCUGAUUGUAUUUCAGAAGAUAAAGUCUUAAGAGAAGAAAUACAUUGUGCCAGACUGAACUGGGUUUUAUCAGAGCAAGCAAGAGAAAGGACAGAUACCAAGUUUAAACGUGGUUGUAUUUUCUGUAGAAUGGAAUUUUCAGGGUUACGCAUUACAUACAUAAAACAUUUGGCUCAAAAACAUAAUUUAUAUCUUGGAAAACCAGACAAUUUGGUAUUCAUAGAUGACUUUUUGGAUAAAAUUCAAACUACUAUUGAAAAUUUGAUAUGCAUAUAUUGUGAAAAAGUAUUUAAAGAUCGUACUGUAUUAAAGGAACAUAUGCGUAAAAAGCUACAUAAAAGGAUAAAUCCCAACAAUGUGGAAUAUGAUAAAUUUUAUAUAAAUAACUAUUUGAGUAAUUUACCAGAAAAUGAUGUAGUAGAGAACCAGAGCAGUGAAAAUGAGGAUGAGGACACAUGGUCUGAUUGGAAUGAUGAAGAUAUUGGUAUAUCAUGUUUGUUUUGCAGUUACAAUGACAAACACUUCCAUCUUAUUCUUACACAUAUGAUAACAGACCAUGAUUUUGAUUUUAAAAUUGCAUCACAAGGUUUAACAUUUUAUCAAAAAGUAAAAGUGGUAAAUUAUGUGAGGAGACAAAUUCAUUUACAGCAAUGUGUUUUUUGUGAAAUAAAAGCUGAUAAUGUUUUGGAGCACAUGAAAAAUGAAAAUCAUUUUAAGAUACCUACACAGAAAAUUUGGGAUCAACCAGAAUUUUAUUUCCCAAUGUGUGAAAAUGAUUCCUUUCUAUACAAUUUGGAUACAAGCAGUACUAGCGACGAAGAAAGUGACGUUGAAACUGCUACAGAAGCAAUGUAUGAAAUAUUUACAUAA
Messenger RNA from Habropoda laboriosa, 1227 nucleotides. Its product is annotated as zinc finger protein 277. The transcript is spliced from 8 exons. The record is from RefSeq and is a predicted model, not a curated record. Lineage: Eukaryota; Metazoa; Arthropoda; Insecta; Hymenoptera; Apidae. The coding region runs from base 1 to 1227 and encodes 408 amino acids.